This is a messenger RNA of Saimiri boliviensis boliviensis (Bolivian squirrel monkey), 2888 nucleotides long. It is a transcript of the gene CYP51A1, whose product is annotated as cytochrome P450 family 51 subfamily A member 1. Gene Ontology annotation, molecular function: oxidoreductase activity, acting on paired donors, with incorporation or reduction of molecular oxygen; iron ion binding; heme binding. Lineage: Eukaryota; Metazoa; Chordata; Mammalia; Primates; Cebidae. The record is from RefSeq and is a predicted model, not a curated record.
UUCUGUGACGCACACAGUGGCGCGCGUGGGACCCGAGGGCUGGGGCUGGGUUUAGUAGGAGACCUGGGGGCCGGGGCCGCCUGUAGACGCCCAUUUGCCAGCUUCUCUUGCUCCGCCGAUUAGGAGGAGCGGUGGCGACCUCGGCCUCCAGUGUCUCCGGCGAAGUGAAGUGGCGGCGGCGGCCAGGAUGAUGUUGCUGGGCUUGCUGCAGGCGGGCGGGUCAGUGCUGGGUCAGGCGAUGGAGAAGGUGACAGGCGGCAACCUCCUGUCCAUGCUGCUGAUCGCCUGCGCCUUCACCCUCAGCCUGGUCUACCUGUUCCGUGUCGCCGCCGGCCACUUGGUCCAGCUGCCGGUAGGGGCGAAAAAUCCUCCAUACAUUGUCUCCCCGAUUCCAUUCCUUGGGCAUGCUAUAGCAUUUGGGAAAAGUCCAAUUGAAUUUCUAGAAAAUGCAUAUGAGAAGUAUGGACCUGUAUUUAGUUUUACCAUGGUAGGCAAGACAUUUACUUACCUUCUGGGGAGUGAUGCCGCUGCACUGCUUUUUAAUAGUAAAAAUGAAGACCUGAAUGCAGAAGAUGUCUACAGUCGCCUGACAACACCUGUGUUUGGGAAGGGAGUUGCAUACGAUGUGCCUAAUCCAGUUUUCUUGGAGCAGAAGAAAAUGUUAAAAAGUGGCCUUAACAUAGCCCACUUUAAACAGCAUGUUUCUAUAAUUGAAAAAGAAACAAAGGAAUACUUUCAGAGUUGGGGAGAAAGUGGAGAAAAAAAUGUGUUUGAAGCUCUUUCUGAGCUCAUAAUUUUAACAGCUAGCCAUUGUUUGCAUGGAAAGGAAAUCAGAAGUCAACUCAAUGAAAAGGUGGCACAGCUAUAUGCGGAUUUGGAUGGAGGUUUCAGCCAUGCAGCCUGGCUAUUACCAGGGUGGCUGCCUUUGCCUAGUUUCAGACGCAGGGACAGAGCUCAUCGGAAAAUAAAGAAUAUUUUCUACAAGGUAAUCCAGAAACGCAGACAGUCUGAAGAAAAAAUUGAUGACAUUCUCCAAACUUUACUAGAUUCUACCUACAAGGACGGGCGUCCUUUAACCGAUGAUGAAGUAGCAGGGAUGCUUAUCGGACUGCUCUUGGCAGGGCAGCAUACAUCCUCAACUACUAGUGCUUGGAUGGGCUUCUUUUUGGCCAGAGACAAAACACUUCAAGAAAAAUGUUAUUUAGAACAGAAAACAGUCUGUGGAGAGGAUCUGCCUCCUUUAACUUAUGACCAGCUCAAGGAUCUAAAUUUACUUGAUCGCUGUAUAAAAGAAACAUUAAGACUUAGACCUCCUAUAAUGACCAUGAUGAGAAUGGCUAAAACUCCUCAGACUGUGGCAGGGUAUACCAUUCCUCCAGGACAUCAGGUGUGUGUUUCUCCCACUGUCAAUCAAAGACUUAAGGACUCAUGGGUAGAACGUUUGGACUUUAAUCCUGAUCGCUACUUACAGGAUAACCCAGCAUCAGGAGAAAAGUUUGCCUAUGUGCCGUUUGGAGCUGGGCGUCAUCGUUGUAUUGGGGAAAAUUUUGCCUAUGUUCAAAUUAAGACAAUUUGGUCCACUAUGCUUCGUUUAUAUGAAUUUGAUCUCAUUGAUGGAUACUUUCCCACUGUGAAUUAUACGACUAUGAUUCACACCCCUGAAAACCCAGUUAUCCGUUACAAACGAAGAUCAAAAUGAAAAAGGCUACAAGGAACUAAUAUAUGUGAUCAUCACUGUAAGCCACAAAACCAUUCGAAGAGAAUGAAGUGCAUAAAACAAUUCUUGUGGUGUACUGUUUUUUUGAGUAAUUCUAAAAGCCAAUUUAUCAUUUAGUAUUUUGUUAACUGAAUGGUUCUAUCAAAUGUAAUAGCAUUUGAAACAUUUUCUAAUAGUUAUGAAACUUAUACACGUGUGCUUUCAGGAAGUUUAUUAGCAAAACAAUUGUUCAGGGGGAUCUAAGGAAUUGGCAGAUUCUAAGUAAUGUAAUUUCCAGGUAGUAAUUUUAUGAGUACACAUAGCUCUCGGCAGAUAAGUUUAGGGUAUUCAAAUCUUGGACUAAUCCUGCAAGGCAUAAAGAAUAAAAAUUCCAAUGAGAUACUUGGAAACCACAGGUUAUUAUUUAUCUGGGCAAUUAUUGUGUGUGUGAGGAUGGAGGGGUAGGGAAUAAACGAACAUCUAAAGUCUUGAAUAAGAGAAUACUAAUUGUUUUGGUAUGAUGAUAGAAAUGGAGAUGUUAUAGAAAAAAAUAUAUAUACUUUGGGAUUUUAACUAAAAUCACUGCAUAUAGGAAAUUAAGAGAUGUAGGACCAUAUUUGAUAAGAUUUCCUAAAAGUAUUCUUAAUGCUAAAGACUGCUCAUGUAUUUUGAUCUAAUCACUAAAUAUUACAUAUUUACCUAUCUGAUAAAAUAUGUAUCUAGUUCUACAAGGUCACAUUUAUGUGGAAGUCCAAAGUCAAAUCCUUAGGGGAUAAUUUUAUUUCUCUUUGGCUCAGGUUGUUUCUGCUUCCUCUCUAGAAUCCAGUUAGGGAUGUUUGUUACUACUUAUGUUGAUUAAAACAGCUAAUAAACUUUUUUCUUUUUAAAUAUAAAAUGUGAGAUCAGUGAAUUCUGGCUUUAAGAUAAUCUGAAACAAGGUCCUUUGGAGUAAUUGGUCACUUUCUGUUAAGCACAUUCUGUUGAGGAAUCAACUUAUCUCAAAUUGUAACUGGAAGCCUAAUUAUAUGAGAUGGCUGAAAAAAGACCACAUAGUCCGUUUUCACUCGAGUAUGCCAAAAUAUUUUUCCUUAUGUAUAUUACAAUUCUUUUUAAAAGGCUGGAAGACUUAUGUUAAACUCUAAUUGUGAAGGCAGAAUUUCUGCUUAUAAUUUUUCACAUUAAAAUUCUCUUU